AUGUCUUACAACAACGACUCCGAUAGCUACGGUAGCCGUAACCAGAGCUCUGGCUAUGGUGGCAACGAUAGCUACGGCAGCAACAGCAACGACAGCUAUGGCAGCGGAAACAAGUCGAGCUCUGGCCGCAACAAUGAUAGCUAUGGAAGCAGCAAUGACAACAGCUAUGGCAGCGGAAACAACAACCGCUCCUACGGUAGCAAUGAUGACAGCUACGGAAGUGGCAGCAAGUCUAGCUCCGGCCGUGACGAUGACAGCUACGGUAGCAAGAAGGACUCGUCCAGCUACGGAGACAACAACGAUAGCUAUGGCAGCGGAAACAAUGACAGCUACGGAAGCAAGUCCAGCUCCAGCCGUGACAACGACAGCUAUGGCAGCAACAAGAACUCCUCUAGCUACGGAGACAACAACGAUAGCUACAGCAGCGGAAACAAGUCCAGCUCUGGCCGUGACAAUGACAACAGCUAUGGCAGCAGCAACAAUGACAGCUAUGGCAGCAAGAAAGAUUCUUCUAGCUAUGGAAGCAAUCACGGCAGCUACAGCAGUAACAAUAAUGACAACAGCUAUGGAGACAACAAGAGCAGCAAUGAAAGCUAUGGCGUCUCAAGCUACAGCAGUGGAAACAAGUCUAGCUCUAGCCGUGAUAACGACAACAGCUACGGAAGCAGCAACACCGACAGCUAUGGCAGCAACAAGAACUUCUCCAGUUACGGAGACAACAACGAUAGCUACAGCAGCGGAAACAAGUCCAGCUCUGGCCGUGACAAUGACAACAGCUACGGCAGCAAUGACACCUACGGUGACUCCAACUCUGGCCGUAACAACGACAGCUAUGGCAGCAGCAAUGACAACAGCUAUGGAAGCAGCCGCCGUGACGACAACUACUAA
This is a messenger RNA of Penicillium antarcticum, 888 nucleotides long. RefSeq lists its product as uncharacterized. The transcript has a single exon. The coding region runs from base 1 to 888 and encodes 295 amino acids. Lineage: Eukaryota; Fungi; Ascomycota; Eurotiomycetes; Eurotiales; Aspergillaceae. The record is from RefSeq and is a predicted model, not a curated record.